CUGGCCUGUCAUUUCUGAUUUUCAUUUACAAUCUUUACUUACCUGUCAUUAGUCCAUUUAAUCCACAACCUUGAUUUCAUAUUCUUUCAUUUCCACCAACUCUCACAGACUGUCCUAAAAUCAGUGCAACUCCACCCAACCAGCUUCAGUUUCAUUAUUUAUUAAUGGGUUUUAAGCUACUUCUUUAAUUUUUAUUAGUCAUUUUUGGGAAAUGAGUGGUUUUUGUUUUUUCUGAGUGAUUGUUCUGAGGUCUGGACUCUGGAAUUCGUCAAGUUCAAGAAGUGUCCCAUGUUUUUUACCCGUCUGGUUGGUCACGAAUCAGGUGCUUUUGUCUCACCUGCAAUGAUGGUUUUAUAUAGAAAUUUGCACCCAGUUGGCUUGUGAGAAUUUUCUGUGAUUUUAAUCAAGUUGGUGUUCAGAAUUUCGGAAAAGGGCAACUGCGUUCCGGCUAAGGUGCUUCACUUGAGCCCUAAGAUGCGAAUGCUCGUGUCGCUGGAGCGAUGUUGUGUUACAUUGUUGCUUGGUUAGAUGAUUGAUGGUGAAAUUUGGAGUUUCAUUGCUAGAGCAGUUGGUUACAGGAGCUUUUGUUGGAAGAGUUCUCCUAUCCUUGCAUUGAAUUUUGUGUUAUUACAUGUUCUAAAUAUUUUAGACGUUAUUACUGCUGAACUAGCUUCUUUCCUAAUUUAGCUGGUAGUUUUCUGAAAUCUGAUUGCCAUCCUUUUUCUUGAAGUCAAGAGAAGAAGCUAUUUUGAGUCAUAAUCUUGUUAUCGGUUCUAUAUUCUUAUGGCCUUUGGUGCAUCAUGAUUUAUAUGUAUACUGCCUGCAAUAGAAAUCUAAAUAAAUCACAAUGAGUGUUAGUGGGUUAGACUUGGUGGGGAUUCUGCUGAUGGGGACUCCAAUGGCUAAGUAAUAUCAUGGUAGAGAUGUAUAAAGUUACUCAUUAUAUAAUUUUACUGGCAAAAAUUCAAAUUUACUGUAAUCCCAAGUGCGUGUCAGAUUAUCGGGUUUACAUUUGAUCUAGAGGAGCUUCAGGCUACAGGGUGGCAUGUAAAAUUGUCAUUCAAUAGGGAAUGGUGGAUAUUGCUUAAAUCAUUGAUGCCAAAGAUCUCCAUGUGCAUAAUAAAUGCUUAUAGUGAUAGGCAACUACAGGGCUGUUUGGGAUCUAAUUAGUGCUUGAUUCAGUGGUUACCCACUGACCAAGUUUGAUAUAAAUACUCAGCAUAAAUAGAAUGAGAGCCUAAAUUUUGUCCCUCUUUAGUUUUUAAUGUUUUAGAUCAGAAAUAUUGCAAGACUCUUCUGGUUAGCUAAGCAUGAUUAAACCACGAAAGUUAUACCCAAUGAGCCUUAAGACUAUGCCCAUGCUAAUAUGGCGUUGAAGUGGACUGUCAAUAUGAACAAAAUAUGGCCAACUUGGAUUAUGUGAACCCUUAGUGAGCCUAAGGAGCCUACAGAUGCUUCUCUUUUACAAAUAAAGGGAUCUCAAAAAUGAAUUUAAGCGCCCCAUGAGGUGGAAAAAUUUUGAAACCAGUACCACUUGGUAGUUUUUAGGAUUCAGGAGUACCUUCCUCUUCCAAGUCAACAACUUAUCAGCACAGACUUAGCAUGAGCACACAUCCAUUACCGAUUAGAGAGAAUUGAAAACAAUAUCAAUGACUUAUCAACCGUAUCAAUAGAAUCAAAAGCAUCAAAGUUCAGGAUUUUUCAUACCAUUAGCCCUUUUGUCAGUAUGAUAAUAUCUAAACAUUUUUCUCUGUUUUAAUGUUAUUUCAGGAGAUGAUAGCAAUUUGUUAUUAAGUGAGUUCGUUUACAACCUAAAGUUCAGAACACGGCCCUUUUACUCGAUUGGAGAUGCAAAGAUGGGGAAGAACGGGAAGAUCUCGGAAUACAGAGAAAGGCUGGACAGGACACUGGCAUCCCCUGAUCUGACAAACGAUGAUGCACUUAAAACCCUUUUGAGGAAUCAGCUUCUGAGGUCCUCUCCUAAUGAGAAUGAAGGAUGUAGUGAGAAUGUACUUGAAAAAAAGAUGACUGAAGUAUCCUAUUUUCUUGACAUGUUGAGGAGUGCUUCUGCUAGUGAGCAUGAAACAUCAAAAGCUGCUCAGACAUCACACGGUGAAUGGAAAUUAAAAGAUGAUAAUGAAGAGUACCGUGUCAUGUAUCGCCAAGGACCUCAUGGUACUGGCCUUCAUAAAUUACUUGUUGAAGGCUAUGUAGAUGGGCCUGUUGACGCUUGUUUAUGUAUCUCUUGGGAGUUGACCCUCUAUAGGAAAUGGUGGCCACAGAUUAUUUUCCCACCUUUUAAAAUCACAGUCUGCAAAUUUUUGCAGAAAGUUCGGAUUGGUGAACAAAUAUCUUUAGUAAGGGUGAAGAUUAUGUGGCCCCUAUCAGCUAGGGAGGCUGUUGUGCACUAUUUUUUAUUUGAAUACCUCAAAGAUGGUCUGGUGGUUGUACUUGCAAAUACGAUCUCGGAUUUGGAGAACAUUGACAAAACUACCCAUGGAUUUACCAGGGAUGGGAUCCCUGAAGUGAAGGAUGUAGUAAGGAUUGAUGUAGUAGGAGGCUUUGCUAUACAAAAGGUGACCACAGAAAGAAGUUACUUUCGGACUAUAGCAACUAUGGAUUUGAAAUUGGACUUUGUCCCUCCAUCACUUAUAAACUUUAUCUCAAGGCAGCUUAUUGGCAGUGGUUUCAGACUCUAUCAAAAGGCGGUGGCCUCUGUGUCUAGCUAUGAUGAAGAUUAUAGCAAAGCUCUGGAGGAUCCUAUGUACGCUCGAAUACGCGAGUCUCUUUAUCCCAUUGAUGAGACAAAUGAGACUAUGGAAGGGAAAGAACUCAAAUAUGAUGCCUGCCGUCCACUGCAACAGCAUUCUACGAAAGAUAUGCAGAAAAGCUUGGAAAAUAUGGAUCAGAAAGUUCAGAGAGAUACAAAAGCAGUUGGUGAAAUUGAGGAAGAAGAGAGUGAUGUUAGUGUAGAAUUAGAGAACCAUGGCAAAAGUACAAGUCAACCCUUAACUGAUAAAUUUGCACAGAAGAGUCCUCUGAACGGAAAAGCAAAUAUUCGAGUUAGUGCCGAGGUAGAACAAGCUUUAGAAACUCUAGAGAAGGCCACCUCUUUGGUCCGGCAACGAGGAUUUAAUAGUCUAGGCAGGUUUUCCUCUGACAGCGAAGAUACUCCGAAUCUACAAAAGGGUGCAGAAAAGGAUUCAACUUUUGUAGAAGAUGGAAUGUCUUCAGAUUCUGUGGUCUCCGUUGAAGUACCCGAAACAGUUACAAUUUUGGAAAGGACUUCACAUGAAUCCAGAAAUAGCUUCAGCAAUUGUGAUAUCAGGCGUGUAGGAUCAAAUUCUUACACAUAGGAGGUGAGCCAUAACAAGAUAGCACCAGCAUCACCAGAACAAUAUCUUUCAAUGCCCAUUGAAGUACAUGGCAUCCAUGAAAAUGGUUUUCAGAGAGGGAAGAUGAGCCGCCGGAAAAACUAUAAGUUGUGUUGCUUUGGCCUGAGCCGCGGGUAGAUGAUAUGAGAGGGAAAGUGAAACGAGUCAACGAGCCACAUCAAAUUACAUAAAGGGGUUGUUUUUAGUAAAUUUAUUUGUAAAAAAUAUUAGAAAAUUCUGUUUUUUUCAAUACUACUCCAUUUAAUAGUUUUCUUAUAAA
Molecule: messenger RNA, 3654 nt
Organism: Manihot esculenta (cassava)
Lineage: Eukaryota; Viridiplantae; Streptophyta; Magnoliopsida; Malpighiales; Euphorbiaceae
Exons: 13
Coding region: 1857-3356 (499 amino acids)
Source: RefSeq, a predicted model, not a curated record